Molecule: messenger RNA, 3391 nt
Organism: Diabrotica balteata
Lineage: Eukaryota; Metazoa; Arthropoda; Insecta; Coleoptera; Chrysomelidae
Source: the annotation of a GenBank genome assembly
AUGGAAGAAUAUAUACAAGAUGCUAUGGCUUACGUGCGCGAAUAUGGACGACCGUGUUUAUUUAUCACGUUCACAUGUAAUCCAAAAUGGCCAAAGAUUACAUCUUUGCUAUUGCCUGGCCAAAAUGCAAUACAUCGUCAUGACAUUACAGCACGUGUAUUCAGACAAAAGUUGAAAUCUCUAAUAAGUUACAUUACUAAAUUAUAUGUAUUCGGUCCCACACGUUGCUGGCUGUAUUCAGUUGAAUGGCAAAAGAGGGGAUUACCUCAUGUGCACAUUUUGGUUUGGUUAAUCGACAAAAUCCGUCCUGAAGAAAUUGAUAGUAUUAUUUCUGCGGAAAUUCCAAAUCCGUCUACUGACCAAGUGCUGUUUUAUAUUGUUACAGCAACCAUGAUCCAUGGUCCAUUUGGUACUCUUCAUCGUUCAUCGCCUUGCAUGGCAGAUGGAAAAUGUACUAGAAAUUUCCCUAAAGAUUUCACUAAUGAUACGAUAACAAAUACCGACGGAUAUCCAAUAUAUCGUCGAAGAAGUCCCGAUAAUGGCGGAUACUCAUUUAUUAAAAAUAUCAGCAACACAGACAUUGACAUUGACAAUCGUUGGGUGGUGCCGUAUUCACUUCUUCUAAGCAAGACAUACAAUGCUCAUAUUAAUGUUGAGUUUUGCUGUUCUGUAAAGAGCAUCAAAUAUAUUUGCAAGUAUGUCCAUAAAGGCAGUGAUAUGGCUGUGUUUAGAGUAGAAAAUACUAAUGUAAAUGCUCCUCCAAUUAAUAAAAACGAUAAAAUUACGCUCUACCAAAUUGGACGGUACAUCAGCUCCAAUGAAGCUGCUUGGCGUAUCUUCGGUUUUCCAAUUCAUGAACGGGAUCCAGUAGUUGUUCAUUUAGCCGUCCAUCUUGAAAACGGUCAGCGUGUAUUUUUCACAACCGAGACGGUGAUUAAUCGUGCUUCAAAUCUACCUGAAACUACACUCACGGCAUUUUUUGAAUUGUUUAAUAGUAUGGAUGAUUUUGGUGCCUUUGUAAGAACAUUACUCUAUUCACAAGGUGAAGAUGAUGGGUCAGACAGUAGUGCAACGGACAGCGGGGAAGUUGAAUCGCAAGAUUCCAAUAUAGCAGACGAGGCAGAUGCAGUAACUGAUUCUUCUUUUAUUGUUGGAGAGGCGAACAAUGACGUCGACACUCUGAACAAAACUGUUGCUGCUAUUACUGAAACACCUACAAAGCCUAAUGAAAACAGAACCAGAUCUCCUACGCCUUCCACAAGCAGCACUACAAAAAGUAAACAGGGACCUAGGCUCGUUAAAAGUCCAAAAACAAUGAAGAAAAGACAAGCUGAUGUGAAAACUGACGAACGACAGGAAGAGGCAUAUGUAUUGCUGAAGCAGCUACAAAAUAAAAAGCCACGUAAUCGGUUCCAAAUUUUCGACGAACUAGUUGCUUGUAAAAUCGAAAAUCUUCAAAAUGAAAACGCUAAAAACACGGUAGAGCAUUUGAUCUCUAAUAUUUUUUUCAAUUGUACUUUUCCGCCACAAUUAAAAAAUGGAAGGAUAUUAGUAAUUGGAGUAGAUGUUAAACCAGGUGAUCAGGUAGACGUCAACGUAAUUAUAAAGUUAGAAUGCCACGAAGGCUACCAAUUAUUUCCCAAUAUUCAAUUCACUAGUUGUAGCGCAAAUUGGGACGACGAAAUAAAUUCAGUGACGUGUAAAAAAUUAUGUCCUCCAUUUUAUUCAACUGCAACUAAUACGGUAAAAUGUAUAGAUAUAUAUGGUAACAUAGUCCCUUGUGAUAAAGCCAUUGAUGGCACCUAUUUAACUUAUACUUGCAACGCAUACUACGAAAUAGCACCAGGAGGUAAAAAUGUUCUUUACUGUAAUGAUGGCGUUUGGGACUUUCCCAAACCUAUAUGUCAACCAACUUGUGGAAGAAAAGUUUAUAAGGAACCUUCACUUAUUUGGAAAGGCAAAUACGUCAAAGAUUAUGAAUACCCCUGGGUUAUAGCGGUGUUCAAGAUUUUAGGAAAAUAUUACGAAAACAUAUGUGGGGGAACAUUAAUAAGCAGAAGAGCUGUCAUAACUGCUGCUCAUUGUGUCACGGAUACUUAUGGCACUGCUCUUGGUACAGAAAACUUUCAAGUUGCUGCUGGAAAAAUUUACAAUACCUUUGGAGACGAACGAGAUAUAUAUGCUCAGUAUAGAAAGGUAGCUGGUUGGGGACUUACUGAAGACAAAAAGCCUUCAGAGCUUCUCAAAUCAAUAAAAAUACCAUACAAAGAUACAGCGACAUGUGCUAAAGAACUACCAGUAAGAUUUGAGCAACAAUAUCAUGUUUUUGACAAAAUUUGUGCUGGUCAUCAAAAUAAAAGUAUUGCAGUUUGUAAAGGUGACGGUGGAAGCGGACUUGUCCUUAAAAAUCGAGAAGACAAUAGAUACUACAUUCAAGGAAUAGUUAGCAUAGCACCAAAUUUAAAUACUUCCGAAUGUAAUUAUCAAACGAACGCUUUAUAUACUAACCUUUCAUUCUACAAUUCUUUUAUAAAUAGAGAAAUUACUAAAAGUUACUUAGAGGACUGCUUACUUCCGGCGUAUCCUAAAAAUGGAAAAUGGUUUCUCGAAGGUGGUGUAGAAAAAAAACCUGGUGAUACUGUAUUGUCCAGCACUCUUUUACAGUUUUCAUGUAAUACGGGGUAUAUUUUAUCCACAACAGUCCCAUAUUAUCGCUGUGAUAGUUCUGAUGAGCAACCUACUUGUCUAAAACUAUGCCCUAAACAUUCAUUACCUAACGAAACACAAAUACUGUGUAAUAAUUAUAGAGAUCAGUAUAUAGACUGUUCAAAGCUUGCUGAUGGUGACAGUAUAACGUUUACAUGCCCAGACAGUUUUGUGUCAGACGGAGAAGCACCUACUACUACAAGGUACUGUCGACAAGGAGUAUAUUGGAAUUCUGCACCUUCCUGUAUAAACGUUAAAGGGAAGCCCAAGCCCGUUCGUCAAGAUACACCAACGACAACAAUAAGUACGAACCCUAAUAGCACACGUACGUCCAGUGGACGUCCUUAGUACGUCCCUCAUGUCCCCAAGACGUCUCUCGAACGUCCGCUUUGGUCCCAAGGACGUCCUUUUAACGUCCUAUAUUGGUCCGAAUGUUGCUGCGCCAAACGUUCUAUGGAAGUCCAUUUUACGUCCCGAGCGGACAUUCGUUGGACUUACCAGAACGUUAAUUGGACAUUAAUCGAACAUUUAUAAUACGUCCUUAGGACUUUUUUGACGGACUUUAUUGUGAUGUUCUUGGACGUCUAUUUUAGUAAACGUAAAUGUUUAAAGGAUCUUACACUUAUUUAUAUUUAUUUAUUAUUAACAAACGGGACAAAUCCACUGUCAAAAUUAUACAAAAAUG